Messenger RNA from Gambusia affinis (western mosquitofish), 5647 nucleotides. RefSeq lists its product as uncharacterized. The transcript has 4 exons. Gene Ontology annotation, biological process: protein dephosphorylation; negative regulation of MAPK cascade. Gene Ontology annotation, cellular component: cytoplasm. The coding region runs from base 388 to 1437 and encodes 349 amino acids. NCBI's taxonomy places the organism in Eukaryota, Metazoa, Chordata, Actinopteri, Cyprinodontiformes, Poeciliidae. The record is from RefSeq and is a predicted model, not a curated record. Gene Ontology annotation, molecular function: MAP kinase tyrosine/serine/threonine phosphatase activity; protein tyrosine/threonine phosphatase activity.
CAACAUCCUCAAGGACGCGUGAAAAGUCAAAUGUUUUUUGGUCCUGUUGACUUUCCAUAUUCACCAACCAGCAGCAGUUAGCUGGUACGCGUUCUGCCCUCUUUCCGCAGCUGGACCGAUAUAACCGCUUUGUUCCUCAUGUCAGCCAGGGCUGCUGCGAACCGAGCUGCUAACGGCUGAAGCGAUGUUUGUGAGAUGCAGCUGAAGUGCUGUUCGGCCUGGCAAAGAUGACGUUCCGACCGAGCCUCGGUGAUGUUCCUCUGGCCGCUGGAGGUGGAAGAUGGACACCGAGGACGGGUGGACAACAGAACUAAUUGCUGACGAACUUCGAAAUCCGUAGAUGCUUUGGUGCACGAUGGGAGAAUCGGUUCUUGUACUGAUCUAGCCAUGAGUAGGAGUGAGCACACCAACACCAGGCAUGUUCCUGUGGCCCUCACUCCCCAGCUCCCUCUCAGAGCCCAUCGGCCCCUGUGUGCGUCGGUCUCCUCCGACAGCAGCGGCCGCUUCAAGGCUCUGGAGACUCAGGAGUGGAAGAACAACCUCAAAGCUCAGAUGGAGCUGGCCCAUAGUGCAGGAGCGGCCAGCAGCACAGGUUCCCUGGAGCGAGCCUCCAUGUUCUGCGCGUUGGCAUCAGCCUCUCUGUCCAGUCCUGGCCUGCCCAGCCCCCCCGUGGAGACCCUCAGCAAGAGCAAAUCCUCCAGCCGCUUCUCUCUCUUCUCCCCUCCGUGGAACAGCAGCUCUGAGUCUGACUCCAACCCACCAUCUCGCUCAGGCUCCAAGAAGCUGCGCAACUACAGCCGGAGAGCAGCCACGGGGCCGGCAGGGGCCCGUGCCUCCGAUGUGCUUGAGCCCAAACGGAGCGGCCCCGAACACUUCCAGUACUCUGAGCCAGUCAUUUCCAAAGUGACGGACUACAUCUACGUGGGCAACCUGAACGCGGCGUACAAUGGCCGCACGCUGUGUCGCAACAACAUUGACAGCAUCAUCGACAUGAGCAGCGCGCCCGGAGAGCCGGCCCCCUCCCUCAGCCUCAUCCCCUGCACCUGCUCCCGCAGGUCCCGGCACAGCUGGUCCCGCCUCAAGGUGGACAUGGGGGACAUGCCGGACACGCUGGACGAGCGGCCGGCUCUACAGCACUGCUGCUUUGAGGACAUCAACGAGUGCAUAAACGCAUCCACGGAAAAGAGGAAGCGCGUGCUGGUUCACUGCCGGGACGGGUUCUCUCUAGCGCCUAUGUGCAUCAUCCAGUACCUGAUGGUGAAGCAGAACAUGAGGCUAAUUGCUGCUUAUGAGCUGCUGAGAGCCAAGUACCCAGUCAACAUCAAGGAGUGUCACCAGAACGUUCUAGUGAGUCUGGAGCGAGCCCUGUGGCCCAGUGGAGAGGUGGACCCUGAGUGCUUCAAACAGGCUCUGUCCCGCAAGCUGGCCUGGACAUGAUGGCUUCCUUCACCCCCCCGUCUGCCUGGCUGCUCCUUCUGUUGCUUUCUUUCUUGGGUUGGUAAAUGUUCCACUGAAAAGACUACAGGCAGCUCUACUUGUCCUUCUAGAUAUUACUGCACUUUCUUUUAAUUUAUUUGGUGAAGAGAAAUCAUUUCCACGUGUUUCUUUAUCAAAUAUUUAAAUGCAUCUGGUAACAACAACUUUGAAUGCAAAUGCUGAACAUUUUGCUCUACCCCUAGUGUUUCGCCAAUUUGUUUGCAUCCGACUUACUUUCAAAGUCUACGUGACCCAUCAAAAUUGCUCUAGUCGUUGUUUUUCAUUGUCAGCCUAUCUUGUCUGAUGUAUCAGACGCGCUUCAUGCGUCAAGCACUUCACAUCGUGUUGCACUAGACGCUUGAAACAUGACACGACGGGUCAUCGACGCGCCUCCACAUAGACUUAGAAUGUAAACCAGACACGCCUGACGCUCAAAACACGUUUGGUGUGAACGAACCAUUACAGUCAAUAUAAAAUAAUUAAUAAAGAAACUGAAAGUGACAAAAACAGUAUGUUGACAGUAUGUCAAACAUGUAAAUACAAUCCUUCUUUCAGAUGGUUCAGAAAGUGCAGUUAAGAAUUAUAAAUUCAGGUUUUCCACCAGAAAACUUACUAAAUCUGGUGGUAGGAGUGCUACGGCACUACUGUAUUUUUUAGUGAAAAUUGUUUAAAGUUGACAGAAAAUCUGAAAAUAUCACAAGGUCACAUUGUGUUAUUGGAAUCCAUUAUUAAUACCUAAACAGCAGCUACAAAAUCUUAAAAAGGCAAACAUGAAAAAACCCUACUGUAAAUAAACAAACAACACUUAGCCUGUUGGCGGGUCAGUAAAACCUAGUGGCCCGGCAGGCUGAUCGUACAUUGAGGAAAACCCUGAAAUAUGACGUAAAAUAGAGCAUGAUGUUGCUCAGGGCAUAAAGCAUAGAACUACAUUGAGUAGAUCUGCCCUCAUGGUUCGAGCACAUUGUGACUUCUAGAGUCUUUUUUUAACCAUCGUAACUGAUACAGACAUUGACAUCGGACCGGUGCAUCUCUAAUUAUGACUUUGUUUUUCACCCUUUCUGUUCAGGACUAGCAUCCACAGCUGCUUGGCUCCAUGGUGUUUUAUCUGUAGUCGUACAGUGGAUUUAUGUUCCUGUUUCUGUUCUACAUCAUGCUAAUGUUCUGUUUUUCUAUGUCAGGGUAAAAUCUUUCAGUGAGCUAACUCAGGAGACUGUUGAUGUCAAAGCAAUGCGGCAUUUACGUUGUUCUUUAGCGACAUAGACGCCUCAGAAUACAGGUUUGGACACUGAUCUUGGCUGAAUUGUGUUGAUAACCGGAAGUGGAGUCAUACGUUCACAGAGCAAAACUAAGGUUAUGCAGAUGUGGAAUUCAUUUCAGACAUUUAUCUGAGAUAUUUCAGAUGUAGUCAUCAUGCCAGUAGUUGACCUGUUAGUUAUUUACUGUCUGGUUCUGGCGAUGUGAAUCAGUGGUUCCCAACCGUUUUUGCGUCAGUCUUGGUAAAACCUUUAGCUUGAAGUGGCUAGUCUUGAUAACUUUAGUUAAAAACUUAAAGCUGAGAUUGCUAUGAAUGAUGCUCAGCAGAAAGAAAUUUGACAUUUCCAUAAUUUUUUUGGACUCUUCUUAUUUCCAACAUAAGUAACAUCUUUUAUGGUCUAGUUGCAGGCAAAUGUAUCUUUUUUUUCUUUCAUUUGAAUUAUUCUCCCUAAUACAAAUUGUAUAAAGAAUUUAAUUAGUACCAAAAACACCUAAAACAAAAACUGCAUUCCUGAUGGCAUUUACAGCAUUCCUGAUAGCCAUGUAAUUGUGUUAGACAUUGAUUUGUCCAGGGACAGAUUGCGUUCAGACUGCCUAACUGAUUCAGGUGUUCAAGGCCACCUGACAGUGUUUCCAAAGAAACCGUUCCUUCUGCGUCUUAACCCCUGUCCACACAGGAUCAGAUCACUCGAAACACACGUCAGCGCCAGGUGGCAACAAGGCUGAAAAUUAAGUUUUAGGUGGUAGAAUGAAACAACAAAUUUUAUUCUAAACUGCAGUCAUCAAUUUCACAGAAGAGCUCUGGAUUCAAUACAUUUGAAAGAGACUCAGCUUUUUAUAAACUGUGUGAUUAUGAGAGCUCAAUGCUACGCCUCCACAAGAUGCCGCCCCGGGCUGUUCCUCAAAUCAGAAACCGCCACUGCCCAUUCCAACUUUUGUUUUCAUGUUAUGCAUGGUAUGAAAUCUUACAGUAGUUGCAUUUCCAUAGAGCAUGCAAUUGAGCAAUUUCACUUUUUUAUUAAAUAAUGGAAUCACGAUAAUUUUGAAAAUACUCUCAAUUUUAUCUUUUUUUUUUGGCUGUAUCAAAAUUGGUUUAUUUCACAAAACUGCAACAGAAGCAUGUUUUUUGAGCAACAACCACUGGUGCAAACCACAAAGAUGAUGACAGGAAGUAGUUGAGGAUGAUGGCAGAGCAUGGUUUUUAAUAACUUAUCACGUGAACAAACUUAUUCACAUGUGAUUCUAAUUGUGCUUCUUAUGUAAUGGAAACAACAUAAUUACAAAAUUGUAAUUUACAACAUUGAGAAAAUUUUGCACACAUUUGUAAAUGAAACACAGCUAGCUUGAAUCUCACAUUAGCUCACAAACUGAAAUCUCACUCCAAGAUACUUCAGGUUCAGUGUGUGAAGAGUGAGACAGAAUUUAUGACCCAGUCAGUCACAUUUCACCAACUGGUCGACUACUGUGAGGCCACAUGAGUGAUGAUCCUGUUUGGAAGUCAGCUGUUCUUCCUGAUAUCUAUGAGUUUGGAUUUCAUUGGACUUUGAGUUGCUUCCAAACCUAGCUUUAAAUAUUCCACAUGUUGCAUCUCAUUGAACAUGUUUUCUUUGCUGGGCCUGUCUUUGUCUCCUGAAGGAAGAUGUGUGGUCUGACCCAUUCUCUGUGUGUCACAGUACCAGUUCAUGUGCAGCCACUUCUUUUCUCCAUGUUCCACAGCGUUGUUUGGUUUUGCUUUGUCUGUGCUGAUAACUAUUUUCUAUUGUUUAAUUUUUACUUUUCAGCUGCAUUUAAAUCUAUACCAAUAUUCCCAACUGCCGUAUUAGUUGGGAAUAAUACUAAUACGUAUAAUAGUGUUAUUGCCUUAACACUAACCAGGUUAAGGCAAUGAAUCAGCAAUCUAGACUUGCUUUUGUUUGGUCACUUCCUUUAAUGGUAAAAAUAAGUUCUGCCCAUUUAAAUGCUCUAGUUUUUUAAAAUGUUUUUCCUGUAUUUAUUUUUAAUGGGAUGCACCUUUCCACAAAUGUUUUUGAGUGUAUCUUUAACAGAGGGUGAGAUGAUGAUCAUAUAAACUUUGGUCUAUGUUUUUGACCUCUUACGAUUAGAAUACGAUAGUUUUAGAACCUGUUCAACACAGUGCCACCUGUACUUUAAACCUUACAACUUGAAAGCAGAUGCACUAACUAAAUCACGGACAGUGUGGUUCUUAUUUUUGUCUCCUACGUAGGUUUGAAUUUUUAAAAAAAAAUCAUAUUUUGGCACCAGUAGAUCUACUAAGCCUGACAGUCAAAACACAAAUCAAAAUCUGCAUUUCCACUGUUGUAAAAAUCUAGUCUAGUUUUAGUAAAAUGAAAUUUACUCUUCAAUAUAUGAAGUAAUGGUGUUUAAAAAGAGACCAAUCAACUGGAAUAUCAAACACAAAAUAACAGCAAAUCAACAUAAGAACACAUAGUUCCAUUUUAGACUAAAUGUUAGCGUCCCUACAGGCCUUAUGCCAAACUGCAAACUGGACUCAACAUUUGCAGACAAUGUAUUGAAACGAUGUUUUCAAAGUUUAAAAUUCAGGACUGAUGCUUUGAACUAGGAGUGGACCAUAUGGACUAGAAAAUUAUCGCAAUAUUUUUUGGGACUAUUGUGAUAAGAAAAAAGAGUGAGAAAAAUAUUAAUUGCCUCGUUUUUAUGGCUCUGAAUGCAUGGAACAGCCUUCAAAGCAGCACAAACAUGGAUCUUGGAAAACAUUCCCCUUUGAAAUGGGCUACUUCUUAAUCACAUUUACCUACAUAAGUGUGAUUAAGAUUAAACUGCAUGUAGUAACUGGAUCAAAUCAAUUUUCCGAUAUUAUUAGAAAGUAUCAGAUUGGAACAAACAGUGGAGAAAAUAAUAAAAAUAACCUUUCUGAUAAUUUUUUUUUUACAAUAAA